GGAUCACAUCUUGCUUUGCCUCUCUCUCUCUCUCACUCUCACUCUCACUCAUACUAAUAAAAACACAGGUACACUUUCUCUCUCUAUCAUUGCUAAACCACUUCUUGUUGUAUAUUAAUAACACAAAACCCAUUCUAUAAAAGCCUUCUGUUUCUCUCUCAGUUACAAUAUUGUUCAAAACUCACAAAAAGUUUGAAGCUUUUGUCUUAUACAUAUAUAUUCAAAGUUUGAGUCUUUUUUUUUUUUUAAUUAUUGGGAGCUGAAAGUUCAAGCUCAGCUCAAACUCUGAACUCUUUUGGGUCACACUACGCUGAAUGAGUUCGGGUCACUGGAAAUGGAUCCUCCACUUGUAAGCGAGUCCUCAUUUUCAGCAGCCAACCCUGCAGCUUACAGCUUGGCUGAGCUAUGGCCAUUUUGUGGUGGUUCGGAGCCUGGAACCGGGUCACUGGGGCUCGGGAUGGGUAACUUGGGUCCGAACCCAAAUGGGUUUGCUGAGAGCUCCGGGAACCGUGAUGGGUCGGCCGAGGAAUCGACGGUGACGGAGCAGAGUGGCGGUGGUGGCGGUGGUAGGAAGAAGAGAAAAGAAGUGAGCUCCGAGGAUGAGUCUUCGAAAAUGGUUUCCACUAGUAGCGCCAAUGACUUGUUGAGUGAGUCAAAUGGUAAACGGAUGAAAGUAGCUGGAUCUUGUGAUGACAAUGAUGGUUCAAAGGCAGAAGUGGAAGCUAGUUCAGCAGCUGAUAACAAACCAGCCGAAGAAAGCACUCAACCUUCUGAGCCACCUAAGCAAGACUAUAUCCAUGUGAGAGCAAGAAGGGGCCAAGCUACUGAUAGCCAUAGUCUAGCAGAGAGAGCAAGGAGAGAGAAGAUCAGUGAGAGGAUGAAGAUUCUCCAAGAUUUGGUCCCUGGAUGUAACAAGGUCAUUGGAAAAGCACUUGUCCUUGAUGAGAUAAUUAAUUACAUCCAGUCACUGCAACGCCAGGUUGAGUUCCUGUCAAUGAAGCUUGAAGCAGUUAAUUCAAGGAUGGGCAUGAACCCUGUCAUGGAUGGCUUUCCUCCAAAAGAUCUUGGUGCACAGUCAUUUGAUGCUUCUGGAAUGAUAUUUGGAUCACAAAUGAGGGAAUAUGCUCAAAGCUCACAACCUGAAUGGCUGCACAUGCAGGUUUCUCCACGUCUAAUGCUGAAGUGUGUUUCCUAGUCUCUUUUAAUGUCCUAAAAUCGUAAUAUGAAAUCAUAUGUAGAAAUGCAUUAAUCUUUUUAUGUAUCAUCUUACUAGAUAAACUUUAGUCAAUUGUAUUAGUACGCAGACAAAAUCUCCUAGGUUGAUUUAGUUCUUAAGCCGUGUAAGCAAAGGACUUUGCUUUCUGGAACUAGUUACAAAUUCUUAUUCAUUGUUACAGUAUGUUACUAAUUGAUACAAUUUCAUGCCAAACUGUGUAAUGAGAGAAUUGCGCUUUCCAAAGUUUCA
Messenger RNA from Quercus robur (English oak), 1465 nucleotides. Its product is annotated as transcription factor bHLH79-like. Gene Ontology annotation, cellular component: nucleus. Lineage: Eukaryota; Viridiplantae; Streptophyta; Magnoliopsida; Fagales; Fagaceae. The transcript has 7 exons. Gene Ontology annotation, biological process: regulation of DNA-templated transcription. Gene Ontology annotation, molecular function: protein dimerization activity; DNA-binding transcription factor activity. The coding region runs from base 335 to 1195 and encodes 286 amino acids. The record is from RefSeq and is a predicted model, not a curated record.